CAUCGAAGUCUUCGGCAAGAUAUGAGUUUGUUCGUGUUCUAUUAAACUUGUUUCAAUCGAGAAUUAAAAAGAAUCCGAUUCCACAGAUGGAACUAUGUGCUGUGGAUCAGACCGAUUAAACCAGAUCGUGUCAUCAUCGCCAAUUUCUUUCGAGGAUAACAAUCUUGUCACCAACACAGACAUGAAUCACUUAACAGUCGAAACAGAGGAUACGUUUGCGAGCUUGCUUGAGCUCGCAGCUAACAACGAUGUGGAAGGUGUAAGGCUUUCUAUCGAGAGAGAUCCUUCUUGUGUAGACGAAGCUGGUCUCUGGUACGGUCGUCAAAAAGGUUCUAAAGCUAUGGUCAAUGAUCAGAGGACGCCGUUGAUGGUUGCUGCUACUUAUGGAAGCAUUGAUGUUAUCAAGCUUAUUGUUUCUUUGACUGAUGCGAAUGUGAACCGCGCUUGUGGGAAUGAUCAGACGACCGCGCUACACUGCGCUGCUUCUGGAGGAGCUGUGAAUGCUAUCCAAGUGGUUAAGCUGCUUCUUGCAGCUGGAGCUGAUUUGAAUCUGUUGGAUGCUGAAGGUCAACGAGCUGGAGAUGUUAUUGUUGUUCCUCCUAAGCUUGAAGGUGUGAAGCUGAUGCUUCAGGAGCUUCUAUCUGCUGAUGGAUCAUCAACUGCGGAAAGGAAUUUACGGGUUGUGACGAAUGCUCCGAAUAGAAGCUCUUCUCCGUCUCAUUCUCCAACUGGAGAGAAUGGCGGAUCGGGCUCUGGUUCGCCGCUUGGUUCUCCUUUUAAGCUGAAAUCGACUGAUUUCAAGAAAGAGUAUCCAGUUGACCCGUCUUUACCGGAUAUCAAGAAUAGUAUCUAUGCGACUGAUGAGUUCAGAAUGUAUUCCUUCAAGGUCCGGCCUUGCUCGCGUGCUUAUUCGCAUGAUUGGACUGAGUGUCCUUUUGUCCACCCGGGCGAAAACGCGAGAAGAAGAGACCCAAGGAAGUUCCAUUACAGCUGUGUUCCUUGCCCGGAUUUUAGGAAAGGAGCUUGUAGACGAGGAGAUAUGUGUGAGUAUGCGCACGGUGUGUUCGAAUGCUGGCUUCAUCCGGCUCAGUAUAGAACCCGUCUUUGCAAAGACGGAACAGGCUGUGCUCGGCGAGUUUGUUUCUUUGCCCAUACACCCGAGGAGCUUCGACCUUUGUACGCAUCAACUGGUUCAGCGGUUCCUUCACCUCGAUCGAAUGCUGAUUAUGCAGCUGCUUUGAGUCUCCUUCCUGGUUCUCCAUCAGGAGUCUCUGUCAUGUCCCCGCUUUCUCCAUCAGCAGCGGGAAACGGGAUGUCUCAUUCGAAUAUGGCUUGGCCGCAACCGAAUGUCCCUGCGUUGCACUUACCCGGAAGCAAUCUACAGUCAAGCAGGCUAAGGUCUUCUCUAAAUGCAAGAGAUAUCCCGACGGAUGAGUUCAAUAUGUUAGCGGAUUACGAGCAGCAGCAACUCCUUAACGAGUAUUCCAAUUCUCUGAGCCGUUCUGGUCGGAUGAAAUCAAUGCCUCCUUCGAAUCUGGAAGAUCUUUUCUCAGCAGAAGGCUCUUCGUCUCCCCGGUUCACUGAUUCCGCUUUAGCUUCCGCGGUGUUCUCGCCUACACACAAAUCAGCUGUCUUCAAACCAGUUCCAACAACAGCAACAGCAGCAGCAGAGCAUUGCGUGAAGCAACAGCAACAACAACAGCAGCAGCAGCAGCAACAUCAGUUCCGUAGCCUUAGCUCCAGAGAGCUCAGAACAAACUCAAGUCCAAUAGUUGGUUCACCUGUUAACAACAACACAUGGUCAUCAAAAUGGGGAUCUUCAAAUGGUCAACCGGAUUGGGGAAUGAGCUCAGAGGCGCUUGGUAAGUUGAGAUCUUCGUCAUCGUUUGAUGGUGAUGAGCCUGAUGUGUCAUGGGUCCAGUCAUUGGUGAAGGAGUCUUCAACAGAAGCCAAAGAGAAAGCAGCAACAUCUUCCUCAGGGGAACACGUGAAGCAGCCAAAUCCGGUUGAACCGGUAAUGGAUCAUGCUGGGCUAGAAGCUUGGAUUGAGCAAAUGCAGCUCGAUCAGCUUGUGGCUCAGCAGAAUUGAGAGACCAAACCAAAGAAUCACGUGUUCUUGUCUGGUCUCUAUGUGGUAGAUAAACCUCUUUUUUACAG
Messenger RNA from Arabidopsis arenosa, 2157 nucleotides. The record is from the annotation of a GenBank genome assembly. Lineage: Eukaryota; Viridiplantae; Streptophyta; Magnoliopsida; Brassicales; Brassicaceae.